ACCUGAAAGAGAUUGUGCAACUUAUUCACAUAUGCUCAAUGACUCAUUUAUUAUAAUCUGAAAAGAUAUAAUAUGGAUAUGGAGUUAGAUAUGUUCUGUGUAGACCAUAAAAGAGAAAAAAAUACCAAAUUGGAGACAUAGGAGAGAGUCUACACCAACAUUAAUUACCUUAUGAUAGCUCUAAUAAAAGAAAUGGGUGGGUUGGAUUAUUUGUAGCUGGAAAAAUACAGACAGACAGGAUGUACCCUUUCCUGGGAACACUGUAGAGAAGAUUCAGGUGGUUUGAUCUGAAAUUUAUGAUUUGUGAGUCUAAUGGGACGCCUCAGGGCAGGUGAUGGGAAUAAAUAAAGCUGGAGGCUUUCUCUAGGAAAUUCUCAGGAAUGGGCCCCAACAUGUACCGAUUGCUUCUGCUGGGCAUAUUCACAGUGCUCUUCAUGGAUGAGGUUAUUCGCUAUUGCAAUCUAUGUGAUUACUUCGAUGGAUUUAAGUGCAUCAGUGGCAAGAAAACAUGCUGGAAGUUUAACGUAUUGACCUAUAACAGGAGUUGUAGAACAGAUCACUUUUAUUUUGGUGAUCGCACAACAAGUAAAUAUUUAUAUCGUUAUUCAAGAGCAUCUUGUAAACCUUGUGAAGAGGGAAUGACUCAGGUGUUCCAUGACUUAAUAAGAGAAACAUAUUGCUGCAAUGGUGAUGAUUUUUGCAAUAAGCCUGGUGAAGUUCCAGAUAUUACAACGCUAAGUGAACAAGAUAAGGAAGGAAAUUGGAUACCAGAUGUAGAAAAUACACAUGAGGGUGAGGAUGUUAUCGACGUCCCAAGUGGAUCAGAAACAGACUGAAGUGUUGGACUUGCAAGCAUGAGGUCCUGAGUUUGACCCCUGCAUCUCGUGUUCUUAGAGUGGUGCUCUGCCCCUCAUGAAUAAAUAAAUAAUUCUUUCCCAAAAAGAUGUUGGGAGGGGCUGGGAUAGAACUCCUCCAGUGGGGCAUACACUUUACUGUGCACUAGGAUGUGGGUUUGAGCCCCCAGCCACCACAUGGGAGCACCGUGCAGAAGUGAAGCUUCAUGAACGCUGGAGUGAAACGGUGGUGUCUCUCCUUUCCACUCUGUCUCUUACACUCUAUCUAGAAGGAAAAAAAAGGCAACCAGGAGCAGUAGAAUCAUGUAGUUAAAGGAGUUCCAGUGAAAUCCUGGUAGUGAAAAUAAAUAAACAAAAUGAGAUUUGUAAACCAUUUCUCCUAGUAAUCUUUGC
Molecule: messenger RNA, 1247 nt
Organism: Erinaceus europaeus (western European hedgehog)
Lineage: Eukaryota; Metazoa; Chordata; Mammalia; Eulipotyphla; Erinaceidae
Gene: PATE4
Product: prostate and testis expressed 4
Exons: 3
Coding region: 381-836 (151 amino acids)
Source: RefSeq, a predicted model, not a curated record